Messenger RNA from Drosophila yakuba, 1740 nucleotides. RefSeq lists its product as uncharacterized. The record is from RefSeq and is a predicted model, not a curated record. Bases 332 to 1348 code for a protein of 338 amino acids. The transcript has a single exon. NCBI's taxonomy places the organism in Eukaryota, Metazoa, Arthropoda, Insecta, Diptera, Drosophilidae.
AAUAUUUCAUUUACCCAAAACUUAUUGAAUAAUCUGCGCGUUACAGAAACACUCCGCGUUCCCCAUUAAUUUGCCUUAUCCGGGGUACGUGUAAUUAACAUCAGCUCUUUGCCAAAACUAACAAAAACCCCAGAGGGCCGAGAAAAGAUACGGUAUGGUAUGCGAGUCGAGAACAAGAGAACAAGUCGAAACGAAGUGAGAUUAAUGGAUUUAAUCAGUGAUAAGCUCGCGAAUAAAUGGUCUCUCAUUAGGACCGCCCAAUGAACUGGAGCUAUAAAAGCCAAAAAACUGCUGCUCACCAUUCACAGUUUUCACCGCAAGCCAAAGCAAAAUGCAGCCUCCGCCCAAGACUUAUUCCUGGCCGCUUCUCUUGGUGGUCCUUUUUGCGGGCAUUAGCCUGGCCAGGUCGGCGCCGCGUCAGGCGUCUAGUAGCUACGUCAUUCCGCUGCCCUGGAACGAUCUAAUUAGGACCUUCAAUUUCCCAGAGUCGCAGGAGAAGUCCCAGGAGAUUCCCGAGCCGCGUGCGCUCUCUGUGAACCUGGAGGAUACGAGUGCCGGCCGACAGGAGGAGGAGGAAGAGGACGAUCUGCAGCAGGUUCUGCUGCUGACCAGUGGACUGACUCCCGCCCAGAUUGCCCAGCGUAGUCGGGGCCGAAACAAUGAGGGCAGGUUCUUUGGGCGCGGCGGCACCACCGUGGUGGUGAUCUCCGGCUUAUCCGGCGCUGUCAACAACACUAACAACAACAGUAUUGUGACCACUCCUGCCACCACAACCACAACGGGCACUCGAACCUCGGAGUUUAUCCGGACGCCAAUUGCUUACCCGGCCGGAUAUCCCAUGCAAUACUACCGGAAACGGCAGAACGACGGCGCAUCGAUGUCCUAUCCGGAGAUCUUCGGCUGGAACGAGGCGGCCUUCUACGGCGGAGAUUUGAGUGGUUUGGGUGGACUCAAUGGGGGCUAUAGUCUGCCGGGCGUCCCCUUGGUGCCAAUCACCGUUGGCAACGAGGUGAGGUACGUCCCUAUGAAUCUCCGCAUGCUACGGCAGUUUGUCGGUGGUCCCACUUCCUUUGCUCCCCCUCCACCGCCGGCCAUCAGGGAGCAGGAUGAUCAGCUGGAGGACGACGAUAUAGCCGCCUUGGCCUUGGGCCCCGAACUGGAAGUACUGGACGACAACACCAAUGAGGGUGGACCGGAGGUCACAAGUCAAGUCACUGGUCACUCGGUCGGCGAUCCAUCGGGCUUUGGACUCCUUGGACAGCGGUUGAGACCUCGUCCGUUGGUCAGGAGGCGACCACUGCAGACACUGGCCCAGAAUAUUCGCCGGGUGCAGUACCUUAGGAAGUAAUGGCCGCACAAAGAUACCAGAUCAACAUGACCGUAAUGACCAAUAGACAUAAACCAUUUUUUUUUUUAAACAGCGAAAAUAAAUGAAAUGUAAGGGAACGUAAAUCUUGUUUUUAUUACAGCAGGGCUUAAAAUGCAAGGCUUACUUGAAAAAUAAGUCAAUAAUGAAUAUAUUAACUGCUUGUUUUACAUUAAAAGCGAUAACGUUUAGUUUUAUACCAAUUUGUCUUUAUCCAGAAUUUUAUGAUAGUUUGUUCGGCCACAACUCAUUAUGUAAGCCCAUCUGUGUGUAUAAGACGUAACGCAAAAAUGCAGACCUCUUUUCGCGAAACUCCCAUCGCCGCGUUGGCCCAAUAACAUUAAGUUGAUAAGUUUUUCCAUUGGCCAGAGGAA